Molecule: messenger RNA, 1254 nt
Organism: Onychomys torridus (southern grasshopper mouse)
Lineage: Eukaryota; Metazoa; Chordata; Mammalia; Rodentia; Cricetidae
Gene: Cimap2
Product: lymphocyte expansion molecule
Exons: 11
Coding region: 1-1254 (417 amino acids)
Source: RefSeq, a predicted model, not a curated record
AUGGCUGCCCCUGGGCUGCCCGGCCCCCCUCCUAGCUCCCAAGGCUGCGGAGGACAGCAGAUGGGACGGCCCGGAGGGAGCCCCACAAGACGGUCCUGGGCACCUCUUGCAAACAUCAGCAUUGCACAAACAGGUGUGCCUGAAAAACAGGUGUGGUCCGUAGCCACAAACCCGAGCUGCCAGGACAGGCCCUUCCAGCUGCAAAAGCCUUCCUCACUCCAGCGCUGUGGUGUGGCCCAGUGCCCUUCCGCAGAACACAGCAGGCCAAUGCUCUCCGGUCUUUCUCCGGCCACCGAGAGCCCAGACGGCAAGAAGCAGGCGCCCAAGAGCUGCAUCUACUUUUUCUUCCCCAUCCCUAAUAAAGCACAAUUCCUUAUACUCCUUUCUGAUGCAGUCACCUCCGAGGGGCAGGGAGACACAGAGGUUGGAGCGGUCACCUGGCUUCCAGAGUGCAGGUUGGACCUGGCUUCCCGGCAGAACUAUUAUCCAGGCCCCGGAAAUUACGGGGAGAAGGGUAACCCAUACACACGGCUGGAGGAGAAUGCUUGGAACCGCUCACAUUCCGAGGGCCUUAUGUGUCGGAUGUCCAACAAGCCGCCCCCCUUAUCUCACCAGGGCAGUGGCCUGGGACCUGGGACCUACACCAUCAAAAGUGGCAUCGAGAACUAUGUGGCACAGUCCACUGGCACUCGUGGCCCCUAUGACAUUUUCUCUGGUGAACGAAGCAAGCCUGUGCCCUAUGGACAUUAUUCCUCGCAGAAAAAGAAACCCAGGGAACCAACGAGUUACAAGAGCUUCGUGGACGAACUUAACUCGGCUCACAACAAGAAACGUGGGGUUUUUUCCACAUAUUCCCGAGAACCGAAAAAACCCACAGAGAGAAUUUAUUGGACUACCCUUAGUCAGUACCCCAGAAAUAUGAAUAUAGCUGGCCCUGGUUCUUGGACUCCUCAUGAGACGGAACAGAAACACGUCAACCGGCCACCAUUCCUCCUGGCCUCCAAGCGCUCAGGCAAUAAGGCCUACCAGAUGAUUAUGGGAAGCUGGAACCCAGUUGGGGUAGGCCGCUACCUCAACACCACACUAAUGGAGACCAAGGACAGACGGCAGCGAUACCGUUCUCUGUUCCUGAACGGAUCCAAGCGCUACCUGCAAGACCUAAGCCGAGACCAGCUCAUGCAGGAACGGAUUACACCUUUUACAAAGGGCAAAUGCCCUCCAACUGUGGAUUACAAUUCAGAUCCUGUUCCUUAA